This is a messenger RNA of Mangifera indica (mango), 1718 nucleotides long. Its product is annotated as transcription factor SPEECHLESS. NCBI's taxonomy places the organism in Eukaryota, Viridiplantae, Streptophyta, Magnoliopsida, Sapindales, Anacardiaceae. The record is from RefSeq and is a predicted model, not a curated record. Gene Ontology annotation, biological process: positive regulation of DNA-templated transcription; guard cell differentiation; stomatal complex development. Gene Ontology annotation, molecular function: protein dimerization activity; DNA-binding transcription factor activity. The coding region runs from base 365 to 1321 and encodes 318 amino acids. Gene Ontology annotation, cellular component: nucleus. The transcript has 3 exons.
UCUCCCUCUAUCUCCAUAUCUAUUGUUUGCUUCAUUUUGAGUUCUUGGAAUUUUGUGCUUCACUGGAACGAACCCUUAUUCCAGGUAAGAACCCAGCAAGAGACGGCAAAAAGCUCAAAUUUUUUGAUUUCAUAAGAAAGGCCAUCAAAAUAAGAGGUGAUGGUGAUAGUUUAAUUAGUCCCUUUCAUAUCAGCUCUCCUAUUUACUCCUUUUAGUAUCUUUUUCUUGAUCUUGACAAUCACCCUUAAUUUUCUUGGAUAUCUGGGUUCCACUCUCACUUCACUUCUGUCUCCAACCUGAGCACUUUCCGGGAAAGAAAAAAAAAUCUUUCUUGUUUCGACAAGAAAAGAAAAGAAAAGGUCAAAUGGGUGAUUGUUUAUCUGAUUUUUUUGAUGAACCAGAGUUGGCCGAGGAUGACCUCUUCGCCAUUUUUGAGAGCUUAGAUAGCUUCACUGACUUCCCCCCAGUCACACCGCUGGAUAAAACUGUAAACAGCUGCUAUCAAGAAGAAAAAGGCGCCAUUGCUGAGACAGAAACCGAGCUUGAAACUUCACCCAAGAGUAAGAGACGGAAGAUUAACGCGGCCACCAUCUCCUCCGAUGAAGCAAUCCCAGAUGGGCAACAAAGAAUGUCUCACAUAACGGUGGAGCGCAAUCGGAGAAAGCAAAUGAACGAGCACCUCUUAGUGUUGCGAUCUCUCAUGCCUUGCUUCUAUGUCAAAAGAGGGGAUCAAGCUUCGAUAAUUGGAGGUGUUGUUGAUUACAUCAAUGAGUUGCAGCAAGUUCUGCAAUCACUCGAAGCCAAGAAGCAAAGAAAAGUUUACAGUGAAGUGUUAAGCCCCAGAAUAGUUUCAAGUCCAAGGCCUUUGCCACUUAGCCCUAGAAAACCGCCUCUAAGUCCGAGGCUGAACCUACCCAUAAGUCCGAGAACUCCGCAGCCGGGAAGCCCUUACCGACCGAGGUUGCAGCAGGGUUACCUAUCUCCGACUAAGCCUGGUUCGGUUGAACCAUCUCCUUGUUCUUCAAGUACUUCCUCCAUUGACAAUGUUAAUGAGCCUGUUGCCAAUUCGAAGUCUGCCAUUGCUGAUGUUGAGGUCAAGUUUUCAGGCCCUAACGUUCUUCUGAAGACGGUUUCUCCAAGGAUACCUGGCCAAGCUCUGAAAAUAAUAGCCGCUCUUGAAGACCUCUCCCUGGAGAUUCUCAACGUGAAAAUCAACACUCUUGAUGAAACCAUGCUUAACUCCUUCACAAUUAAGAUUGGAAUUGAAUGCCAACUGAGUGCGGAGGAGCUCGCUCAACAAAUCCAACAAACAUUCUACUAAUAAGUUUGCAUAUUUACAAUGAAUAUUAUUUUGAAUAUAACGAUAAUGUGUCACCAUAUGAUUAAAUAUGAUUUUUUAAAACUACCCACAUAUGUGGUGACGUAUCAUCAUUAGUAUUCAAAUUAAUAUUCAUAAGUUUGAUAAAACUAUUGAUAAGUCUACUAAUGAUAGUUUCAGUUUCAGAUUCCAAACCUAACAAGAAGUUUCGCAGAAGAUUUGCAUAAAUAAAAGAAAUGGGGUAGACAUUAACCAGCAUUUCUAUUGACUAAUUUAGUAGAUUAAAUUGUACGUAGAUGAUUAGAAUUGUCAUCACUUGUUUUAGCUAGUGUAACCUUGUAAUUGAGCUUAAUUAGUAUGUAUGAAUCUUAUUGGUUAUUGAAAUAUUUCCAUUUCCCAA